This is a messenger RNA of Lathyrus sativus (Indian pea), 966 nucleotides long. The record is from the annotation of a GenBank genome assembly. NCBI's taxonomy places the organism in Eukaryota, Viridiplantae, Streptophyta, Magnoliopsida, Fabales, Fabaceae.
AUGACUUCACCAACAACAACCUUAAUCCUCGCUGUUCUAUUAUUCCACUUCGCAUCAACAUCAACAUCAUCAGACUCAAACAACCACUGCGGUCCCACAAAAAACCGGGACCCACAAAACCUCCAACCCAACAAAAUCACAGUACUCAUAAACGGUUUCUCCGAAACCCGAAUUCCCGUCCUCCAAUCAAUAGCCGCCACGUACUCACUCUCACCAUUAGUAUCCUCUGUGCUCGUCCUCUGGGGAAACCCAUCUACACCUCCACGUGUCAUUGAUCAACUGGCUCUCAACCUCUCGUUCUCUUCUGAUGCGAUUUCGUUACAUCGAAACCCUUCUAGUAGUUUAAACGACCGUUUUCUUCCUCGUUUAAACGACAUAAGUACUGAUGCCGUUUUGGUUUGUGACGACGAUGUUGAGGUUGAUGGUGCGUCGUUUGAGUUUGCGUUUCGGGUUUGGUCAGCGAACCGGGAGCGUGUUGUUGGGGUUUUUGCUAGGUCGCAUGAUGUGGAUAUGAACCGGAAGGAGUGGGUUUAUACGGUUCACCCGGACCGGUACUCGAUCGUGCUCACCAAGUUCAUGUUGCUCAAAAGCGAGUACUUGUACAGAUAUAGCUGCGAGGGUGGGCCUCGUAUGACCCAAAUGAGAAAGAUUGUUGAUUCGGUUCGAAAUUGCGAGGACAUACUCAUGAAUUUUGUGGUGGCUGAUUCAACAAAUGUUGGUCCUAUUUUGGUUGGUGCAAAAAGAGUGAGGGAUUACGGUGAUGCACGAAACGAUGAGGGAAAGUUUAGUUUGGGGUUGAGUGGAAGAAAAGGGGAGCAUAGGAAAAAUAGAGGGUGGUGUAUAACUGAAUUUCAUAGGGCUUUGGGAAGAAUGCCUUUGAGGUAUAGUUAUGGUAAGGUUGUUGAUUCCAUUGGGGAACAAGGGUUGUGCCGGAAAGGUGGUAAAUUGGUGUUUUGUGAUCAAUGA